AAUGGUAAGAUUCCAAAUCCAGUUGUUCUUGACGACUAGCAUGGCGUUUUUGUCUCAACUGACAAAAACAUCUGGCAAAGGCGUGUGUAUUUGCAGUUCCUUUAUUUUCUCUAGCCUUUCUUGGAUGAACUUGCUAGCUUGCACACUCAGAGUUUCUGGCCCAUUAGUAUAUCUUGUACGCAAUGUUCCAUACAUUUCGGCAAAAGAAGUUGAAAAGGUAAUGACUUUGCCUAACUUUUGUAUCUUCUGCCACAGUUGUUGCAAAAGUACUUGACUUCCUUUCCUCUGCAAAAUUGCAAUCUUCAGAGUUCAGAUGCUUUCUCUCAUUCCUCUGCAAAAAAAAUCAGCAUAGUUGCAGCACGAACUGAAUUUCUUAGUUCAGUUGAUGAACAGCAAGUUUGAGUGACACCAUGAAACACACGACAUCGGAGUCGGACGUGACGAGCCUCGCGACGACGUCGCCACCACGGACCCCCAAGACCCCGAAGCGGCCAGCGUACUACGUGCAGAGCCCGUCGCGCGACUCCCACGACGACGGGGACAAGUCGUCGACGACGCAGACGACGCCAGUGUACAACAACAGCCCCCUGGAGUCCCCCUCGCACCCGUCCACCGGCCGGCAUUCCAGGAUCUCCUCGGCCACCCGCUUCUCCGGGACCCUCCGGUCGUCGUCGCCCGGCAGCAGGGCGGGCCGGAAGCGGCUGAGCUCCAAGGGGUGGCGUGAGGUCGACGCGAUCGACGAGGAAGGCGCGUAUGAUGAGCUUGAUGAGGACCGAGAGCUCCCGAGGUGCUGCGUCGUCGCCUUCUGGCUCUCGGUUUUGGUUCUGGCGUUCACCAUGGUGUGCCUCGUCGUCUGGGGCGCUGCUCGGCACUACAAGCCCAGUGUAAUUGUCAAGAGCUUGACAGUGCAUAACUUCUAUGCCGGAGAAGGCACAGACCGCACCGGUGUGCCGACGAAGCUGGUCACACUGAACUGCUCACUGAUGAUAAGUGUUCACAACCCUUCUACAAUGUUCGGCAUCCAUGUUUCUUCAAGCUCGAUUCAGCUCAUGUACUCGGAGAUCGCAAUCGCCAACGGUCAGUUUGACAAGUUUUACCAGCCAAGGACCAGCCAUCGCGUCGCCUCUGUGCUUCUGCACGGCGAGAAGACACCUCUUUACGGAGCCGGCGCUACUCUCGCUUUGGCCAACACCGGAGGCACGGUGCCAUUGACACUAGAAUUGGCAGUCAGAACUAGAGGGUAUGUGAUCGGUAAGCUUGUAAGGGUGUCACACGCAAAGCGUGUGAAAUGCCCGGUUGUUAUCGAUUCCGGCAGCUCCAAGCCAGUUAGGUUCAGUCAGAGUGCUUGCAGUUACACUUGAGGUAGGUAGUAGCUUAAGAUAGAGAGGGAACUCAUCUUCUUCUUCUUGGGCUCAAUAAUGUUUGUGAUUUCAUGUAGAUAAUUAGUCCGUUCAUGACCUGAUCAAGAUCAACCAAACAAAUGUGCAGUUUCCUGGUACUCUAAAAAAUAUGCAGUGCUGACAUCUGCUGCAAACAUG
Molecule: messenger RNA, 1538 nt
Organism: Phragmites australis (common reed)
Lineage: Eukaryota; Viridiplantae; Streptophyta; Magnoliopsida; Poales; Poaceae
Exons: 3
Coding region: 411-1361 (316 amino acids)
Source: RefSeq, a predicted model, not a curated record